This is a messenger RNA of Cyanistes caeruleus (blue tit), 5579 nucleotides long. Lineage: Eukaryota; Metazoa; Chordata; Aves; Passeriformes; Paridae. The record is from RefSeq and is a predicted model, not a curated record.
AUGUUGAGUUUUGAGGAAUCUUUGAAUCUAGCGAAGACCUUUUCCCCGAACUUGAGCGAGGCGAGAGGCCGGCGGGCCCCAGCUCUCCGCCAUGGACUCCCGCAUUCCUCUAACUUCAUUCAUUUUAUCCGAGCCACCUCCUCGUCUCCCAGAAGCUGCUGCCUCCAGGCUGAUCGAGGAGGGAGCGGGAGAGCCCGAGCUUUGGAUAGAUCACAGUCCAAGAGAGAUGGAGGUUUUAAAAGUAAUUGGAGCUUUGAUCAUGCAGAAGAAAGUGAAGGAGAUGCAGAGAAAGAAUAUUCGGAGAGUAGAACCUGCAAAUUUAAAAGCGAGGCAAAUCUGCUCAGUUUAGAUGACAGUGAUGGGUCUUUCAGUCCCAAUGAAGAAAAAAAGUCAAUUCGUUGUCGACCUGGAACUCUUGGCACCAGCAGCGAUGCCAUAAAAGCAUAUACAAGGCGAGGCAAAGCUGGAGGUUUCAAACUUUUAAAAGGGAACGCAAUCGGCCUCAACAUGAUGGGAAAUAGCAAGAAACUGAGUGAAAAUGCUCAGAAUAUAUCAGGUCCUGUGACUGUGGUACAUGGCAGACGUUUUCACCACGCACACGCACAGACAACUGUAGUAAAAACAGCAGCCCAAAGCAAUCUGGACCGAAAGGAAAGAAAAGAAUACCCACCUCAGCUUCAGAAAGUGGAGGCAGACCACAUUAGAUUACCACGGUCUCAAGGAGUGGACAGUGUAAUGGAGAAUACAGAUGACUCUGAAUCAGAAUCUGACAUUAAGAGAAAGGUGCGACAGAAAGGUCAUUGCAAUUCUUAUCAAUCUGACUUGAGUCUUUCUUCUGCUCCAAAAAAAUGCUUAACUCAGUCAAAGCUUUCGGAACAGAUUGAUUAUUCUACUGAAUGCCCAAAUUGUGGGAGGGCAAAUGAAAAUCAGACCAAAUGCCGACAUUGUGAAAGUGCUUCUCUAAAGGAUUUGCAAAGAGUCUCCAGACAAACUGUGACAUUAAGUGAAUCUGUGGGACCUUUAUCACGUUCUUCAAUACAUCAGAAUUCAGCAGGGCAAAAAUCUUCAGGUACAGGGUUCAGCACAAAGAAGUUUUACAGUUCUGCUGUUGGAAAAGGUCCAGCGGAUAUUCUGCUGAGUAAUGAAGUAGUAGGACAUUCUAUGUUACGACAGAAUGGAAAAGUUGGUCUUUUAACUGGGACAAAAAAUCCUAAAAUUACAGGAAGCUUAAGACAGAGGGGUACAAGACCAUCUGAACUAAACGAUCCAAUUGUUUUGUCUAGUGGUGAGGAAGAGGAGGAGGAGAAUAGUAGCAGCACUAGGAGCAUGGAAAGUGUUUCACCUCGUCCUGCAGAUUCAGCCUGUUCCUCCCCAGCUCCUUCUACAGGAAAGGUGGAAGCAGCAUUAAAGGAAAACAAUUGUGAAAUAGAACAGAGAAUAGUUGUUUUAUCUAGUGAUGAUGAUGAGGACGAGAAUAGUGGCAGCACUAGGAGCAUGGAAAGCAUUUCACCUCGUCCUGCAGAUUCAGCCCGCUCCUCCCCAGCUCCUUCUACAGGAAAGGUGGAAGCAGCAUUAAAGGAGAACAGUUGUGGAAUAGAACAGAGAAUAGGUAGUAUAACAACAGAUACAGAAAUUGCAGUCACACUACCAAGAAAAGCAAGAAUGAAAGAUCAGUUUGGGAACAUUGUGUCUAACACUCCAAUAAAACGUCGCAAAGUUAUUUCUCAAGAGAUGAUAACCGAGGCUGUACCUCUAAAUUAUCAAAGUUCCUGUGAAAGUGUCAUUCUGAACUGCCGAAGUAUACGAAUAGGAAUGCUGCGCAGAAUGGUAGUGGAACCUGUGAUUUUUUGCCUGGAUUAUAUCAAAAUACGCCUAGAGAGCCAAGAAGAAUCAGAAAGUGAUAUCAGAGAGAUUAACCUGAAAACUUCAGAGCUUACUAAAUGUGAAUGGUGUAGUGUCCGAAAAUUGCCAGUAGUUUUCCUACAAACAGUACCUUCAACCUGUAGCAGUCUGAGAGAGCAACUGAAAAUGAGUAAAGACAAUGUCUGGUACGAAUGUAAAGGAGACAGUCAGGAAGAACAAUACAUAAUUUUGAUUUUUGAAACUGGUCUUGAUCCUCAUGCAAAUUCAAUAUUUGAAAAAAUAAUUAUGGACAUUGGUAUUAGAAAUAAUAUUUCUGACUUCUUUGUGAAAAUUUCCUUUGAAGAAGCCAAUGCCAGGCUUGUUGCAUUUACUAAGUGCUUGGAGGACAAUUCCAAAGGAAGCCCAUCUCACAGAGAAAGCAAACUAAAAAAUGUUGCUUCUGAGUCCAAAAUGCAGCAGCGAAAUAAACAGUUACCAUUUUUUGAUGAUGAUGAAGAAAUUGGCGAACCACAUACAGUAUUUAUUGGUCCUAUAGAAAAGUUGAUAGUUUAUCCACCUUCUCCAGCUAAAGGUGGUAUUUCUGUGACCAACGAAGACCUCCAUUGUCUAAAUGAAGGAGAAUUUUUAAAUGAUGUUAUUAUUGAUUUUUAUUUAAAGUAUUUGGUACUUGAAAAGCUGAAAAAAGAAGAUGCUGAUAGAAUACAUGUGUUCAGUUCAUUCUUCUAUAAACGCCUUAAUCAAAGAGAAAGAAGAAAUAUUCAUGAAACUUCAAACCUUUCAAUACAACAAAAGCGACAUGGGCGAGUAAAAACGUGGACACGGCAUGUUGAUAUUUUUGAGAAAGAUUUCAUUUUUGUUCCCCUUAAUGAAGCUGCCCACUGGUUUUUGGCUGUUAUCUGUUUUCCUGGUUUAGAAAAACCCAAAUAUGAACCAAAUCCCCAUUAUCUUGAAAAUGCUGCAAUGCCGAUGAAAUCUUCCUCUUCAGAUGGAGAGAGCAGCACACCAUCUCCUUUGCCAAAUGAAUUAGAUGCACAAAACUCGCCUUCCAAGUCCACAGCAAAGAAGACAUUUACCAAAAAGUACAGUACAGCUUUAAUUGACCCAAACACUGAAACAGAGGACAGCGAAUCUUCAUGUUGUAGAAGAAGUCCUUGUAGGGGAAAAAGUGCUUUCAAAAAACUGAAUCAAAUAGACAGUGACGUGGAAGAACCCAACACUGUGGAAUUGGCAUGCCAUAAACUAGACCAUAGAACUCUGGAUGAAAAUGGUAUACAGGGUGAAUUCACAGCUGCUAGCCAGUCUAUGGAUGGAUUGCACAAAAUCAGAGUAAACUAUAGUGAAGACUCAGCUGAUGGCAGUAAACUAAAUGAAGAUGAGCUUAUAGAUUUUUCUGAAGACCAAGAUAACCAGGAAGACAGUAGUGAUGAUGGUGGCCUUGUAGAUGAUAACUGUAAUUCAGAAAUGGGACAGUGGUACCUGAAGCCAACUAUCUGCAAACAGCCCUGCAUUUUGCUUAUGGACUCACUGAGAGGCCCUUCCCGGUCAAAUGUUGUGAAAACACUAAGGGAAUAUUUAGAGGUGGAAUGGGAAGUCAGGAAAGGCAGCAAAAGAAGCUUUUCCAAAGAUGUCAUGAAAGGUUCCAACCCAAAAGUGCCACAGCAGAACAACUUCAGUGAUUGUGGAGUGUACAUCUUGCAGUAUGUGGAGAGCUUUUUUGAGAAUCCCAUUUUGAGUUUUGAACUACCAAUGAACUUAACAGACUGGUUUCCACGCCCAAGAAUGAAAACCAAAAGAGAAGAAAUACGACAAAUAAUCCUGACGCUCCAAGAACAGCAGAACAAGGACAAGAAGGGACAGAAAGACCCAAAUUCAAUUUUGCAGGAAAAGACAGAACAACUUACCAACAACAGCUCAGACUGAAUGUUGUAUCUGUUGCAUGUUAGCUCCACAAUCAAAACUGAAACCUACAUUUUUGUCUGCCCAGACUAAAGAUUUGGCGUGUUCUCUGCUCAAAGUUACUUGGGAAUGUUUAAUGCCUGUAUAAAUGUGUGUCAUAAAAUGGUUUAAUUCCCACAAAGAUGUGUAUUAAGUGAGUCUGUACAUAUGUUAAUGAGGCCAACUUUUUCAGCAUUUGUAAUUACUUUUUUUCCACUUGAUAGGGAGCUUUGGUUAUGUAUUUCUGUUAAUAGAACUUAAAUAGCAACUUCUAAACAUAAAGGAAAUAAAGAAAAUAUAGGUUGAAAUGGUUACCUUUUUCUCUUUCAGUUAAGUUUUAAUGUUACAUGCUUAAGUAACACAUAGGGAAUGAUUUGGUAGUGAGAUAAUUAAUUCAUAUUUUGCCCCUAUUUAGUUUCCCUUACAAGAUUAUUCAGCUUGCGCUACAAACAAUAAUAUGGGUAAGUGUCUCAAUGUACCAUGGCCUCUGAGAGGGUGAUUCCCAUCCUCCCAGUAUCUAAGUGUAGGCAGUGUCAUAGUUCAUAGGACCGCUUCAGAUUUGGGGGUUUAGAAGAUAUGCAUUGCAAUUACAAUUCCACCCUUGCUUUAGUGGGACAGGCUAGGGAAAGAGGGAGAGUGCUCUUUGACCAGAGGUAACUCUUCAAAUAGUAUUAUAAAAGUGGUUUCAAUUAAGUGAUCUUGAGUGACUCUAUUAAAUCAUAUUUUGUGGAUCCCAAUUGUUGUACAGGUGUAUUUUGAGACUUUCUUCAUUAUAAAAUUGUAUUUUGGUAAGUGUACUUGGAAUAGCAGAUUGCCCACAUAACAUUUUCUAUGUUACAAUUCUGAAUGUUACAUUCAUAUGUGCUUUAUCUAAGUAAUGAACAUUUAAAAAGAAAAAAAGUGUAUGAUUACUAUUUUUUCUAAUAUCCAUGCAAAAAACCAAAAUACCAGUGUUCAUUGCUUGCUUGUUUGUUCUUGGCUUUAGGUAGCAUCAGACUAAUGUAGGGACUUGCUUGGAUAUUUCCAGUGUGUUUUGAUUUUACAACAAUCUAAAAUGUCAUUGUUGCUUAAACUGCAAAUGUAGCCUUUUAUCCCUCUUCUAGAAAGGCUUUGGCAUUGAAAUGAGGAAAGUAAGAAAAGAUUUGUACAAGGAUAUAUAUCUCCAUUUUUCUACUAAUGCAGAUAUCUUUGAAGGGAACCAGAAAGUGCCACUUCCCAGGAAGGAAUUUGUGGGAGUAGAGCAGGAUCUUCUGUCUCUCCUUGCAGAUAGUAUUUUCUCUCCUGAUUUUUCUACUGGGAGUGUCAUUUACCAUUCCCUUCUCCCAAAGAGAAGCAGCAGAGAGUUCAUUAGCUGAACUCUGGGCCCCUUGAGAUUUUAUUUUUGUACACAACAUCAAGUCUAGCCCAGUGCUUCAUGGCCUCCAUGAGUUUUGAUUCUCACUAAACCCUGAAAAUACAGCUGCUAAUGACAUUACUUCCAGGGCAUUCCUGCACAGAGGACUCUCUGUGACACCCUUCGAUUACCGGGGGGUUCUCUCACCAAGGCAGAGUGGUUGUACAUAGAGCAAUACAACUGUGGGCUGCUAAUCUUUUGUACAGAUAACCUGUGGGAUUUUGGGGGAGUUGGACAUUCCCUGCUUUCUCUCGCAUAAACCCUGGGCCCCAUGGAGAAUAUGUAAGCACCACAUAUAUGUGUUCUGUUAGAGAUGACUCCUGCAGUUUUCUUGUUGAAAGAAUGUGGGGGCAUUUUCCUGGACUAUAAAUUAAAUACUUAAUGUGCA